This is a messenger RNA of Astyanax mexicanus (Mexican tetra), 1113 nucleotides long. Its product is annotated as probable serine/threonine-protein kinase clkA. NCBI's taxonomy places the organism in Eukaryota, Metazoa, Chordata, Actinopteri, Characiformes, Acestrorhamphidae. The record is from RefSeq and is a predicted model, not a curated record. The annotation marks the transcript as partial. The transcript has a single exon.
CCCAACUACAGCUCCAACGACCUCAACCCCAGCUCCAACAGCCUCAACUACACCUCCAAUAACCACAAAUACAGCUCCAACAACCUCAACCCCAGCUCCAACAGCCUCAACUACACCUCCAAUAACCACAACUACAGCUCCAACAACCUCAACCCCAGGUCCAACAGCCUCAACUACACCUCCAAUAACCACAAAUACAGCUCCAACAACCUCAACCCCAGCUCCAACAGCCUCAACUACACCUCCAAUAACCACAACUACAGCUCCAACGACCUCAACCCCAGCUCCAACAGCCUCAACUACACCUCCAAUAACCACAACUACAGCUCCAAUGACCUCAACCCCAGGUCCAACAGCCUCAGCUACACCUCCAAUAACCACAACUACAGCUCCAACAACCUUAACCCCAGCUCCAACAGCCUCAACUACAGGUCCAAUAACCACAACUACAGCUCCAACAACCUCAACCCCAGCUCCAACAGCCUCAACUACAGGUCCAAUAACCACAACUACAGCUCCAACAACCUCAACCCCAGCUCCAACAGCCUCAACUACACCUCCAAUAACCACAACUACAGCUCCAACAACCUCAACCCCAGGUCCAACAGCCUCAACUACACCUCCAAUAACCACAAAUACAGCUCCAACAACCUCAACCCCAGCUCCAACAGCCUCAACUACACCUCCAAUAACCACAACUACAGCUCCAACGACCUCAACCCCAGCUCCAACAGCCUCAACUACACCUCCAAUAACCACAACUACAGCUCCAAUGACCUCAACCCCAGGUCCAACAGCCUCAGCUACACCUCCAAUAACCACAACUACAGCUCCAACGACCUCAACCCCAGCUCCAACAGCCUCAACUACACCUCCAAUAACCACAACUACAGCUCCAACGACCUCAACCCCAGCUCCAACAGCCUCAACUACACCUCCAAUAACCACAACUACAGCUCCAACAACCUCAACCCCAGCUCCAACAGCCUCAAAUACACCUCCAAUAACCACAACUACAGCUCCAACUACAUAAACUACAACUACAAUCACAGCAACAACUACAGCUGUAUCCACUACAACAACCAUGCAAGAACAGAUCCAGUUCUACCAUGA